CUUCUGUUUCAGCCCGUGGUCGUGUGUCUGCGUGAAGGGCUGGUCGGCGGCCAUGUGGAACGGCCUCCCCAACCCGCUGCUGGCCGCCGCCGCCUCCUCUGGAUGCUCCGCCCCCGAGCCGUGGCUCCUCCCCGGCUGCAGCUCCGUCUACGACAGCCUGGUCAGCAACGUCUCUCCGAUCCCGUCGCCUCCGGCAGCCAGCAGCCCGCGAGGACGAGAGCGAACCGCCGGCAACAAACCUCGCAGGCCGUCCAUCCUGGAGCGUUGUAUCCUGAAAGUGUCGACCAGCAGCGUGGCUGUGGGGACGGACGAUCUGGACGGAAAGAGGCCCCCCCUCAGUCGCUGCUACCCCCGCCUCCCUGACCCGGCCAACACCGAGACCAACACUGCGGUCCUGAAGCGGCGGCAGAAACAGAUCCAGUAUGGCAAGAACACCAGCGGCUACCAGAACUACCUGCAGCAGGUCCCCAGACACCUGAGGGAUCCUAAGCUCCACCCGUCCACUCCCAACAAGUACAGGAAGUACAGCCGGCGCUCCUGGGACAUGCAGGUGCGUCUGUGGAGGCGAGCGCUGCACCUGUGGGACCCCCCGACCGACUCGCAGCCGGACGCCACCGACACACGGGACCCAGUGGAGCAACUGCAGAGCCAGCUGGCCAAGAUGACCUCUGACCUGUGUGAGGACGGAGGAGACAAGCAGAGAGAGAAGGAGGCUCCAGCAGCCUCUAAAGCCUCCUCUGUGUCUCCUCUGUCGGCUGUGACGUCGCUGGAGCUGCCUGGACCCUGGACCAGCCCGCUCUCACCGGAGGCCGGUGGGGGCCACAGGCCUCUGCGCUCUCCUCCCGGCCUGAGCUACUCCUUCAGGAGUCAGCUGACCACUGACGACAACAUGACCGACUGGCUGCGCCUCCUGCUGGAAGCCGACGACGGCCAAGACUUCGGCUCUGAUGACCAGCAGGUUCCGGUCUUCUCUGACCAGCUCCUGUGGAACCCGUACUGAUCCAACGUCUGCCGGUCUGAAGCCCACGAGGUUCAGCCGUCCUCACCUGCACCUCGUUUAACGUGUUGAUCCUGAGUGUGUGAGUGUGUGAGUGU
Messenger RNA from Morone saxatilis (striped sea-bass), 1095 nucleotides. It is a transcript of the gene slbp2, whose product is annotated as stem-loop binding protein 2. The record is from RefSeq and is a predicted model, not a curated record. Gene Ontology annotation, molecular function: mRNA binding; histone pre-mRNA stem-loop binding. Lineage: Eukaryota; Metazoa; Chordata; Actinopteri; Moronidae. Gene Ontology annotation, cellular component: cytoplasm; histone pre-mRNA 3'end processing complex. Gene Ontology annotation, biological process: mRNA transport; mRNA 3'-end processing by stem-loop binding and cleavage.